AUGGCCACUAUGAGCAAACUCGCCAAAAGGAACAUUUUGUUAAUAGGAGGGACCUCAGGCAUUGGCUUCGCCGUCGCCAAACAAGCACUAUCAGAUGGCGCAAGCAUAACCAUCAGCUCCUCUUCUGAGGAGAAAGUGUCCAGGGCCGUCGAGCGCUUGCGAGCCAGCAACCCAGCAAACACAUCAGCAAUCCGCAGCCAGGUCGCAGAUCUGUCCAUCAGAGACAAGCUCGAGACAACCAUCGAGGAUCUCCUCAAAUUUAGCUCUGAAUUCUCACCCAUUGAUCACAUUGUCUUCACGGCCGGAAACGUGCCCCCGCUCGUUCCCCUAUCCGAAGCAUCAUUCGAUGACGUCGAGGCGUUCCUAACCGUUCGCUUCUUCGGUGCAGUUGCAAUAGCCAAGUACGCCCCUAAAUACAUGAGCAUGAGCAAGACUUCGUCAAUUACCUUGACAUCCGGAACGCAGAGCAAGAAGCCGUCAUUUUGGCUGCCGCCGGCUAUUGCUGGUGCGAUCGAAGGUUUGAUGAAGGGCUUAGCUAUGACACUGUCGCCUGUGCGCGUCAAUGCCGUUUCUCCGGGAUUUGUCUUAACGGAACUAAUGGAUCGUUUGCCGGAGGAAAUGCGAGAAGGUGCGGUGGAGAAGUCUGCGAAGCUGUCGCUGACAAAGGAUAUCGGGUACCCGGAGGAUACGGCCGAGGCAUAUUUGUAUCUAAUGAAGGAUUAUUUUGUGACUGGCUCUGUUGUUGCCAGUAAUGGAGGAGCCUUUCUGGUGUGA
Molecule: messenger RNA, 774 nt
Organism: Penicillium longicatenatum
Lineage: Eukaryota; Fungi; Ascomycota; Eurotiomycetes; Eurotiales; Aspergillaceae
Exons: 1
Coding region: 1-774 (257 amino acids)
Molecular function (GO): oxidoreductase activity
Source: RefSeq, a predicted model, not a curated record